Molecule: messenger RNA, 960 nt
Organism: Emiliania huxleyi CCMP1516
Lineage: Eukaryota; Haptophyta; Isochrysidales; Noelaerhabdaceae
Exons: 6
Coding region: 1-960 (319 amino acids)
Biological process (GO): protein phosphorylation
Molecular function (GO): protein kinase activity; ATP binding
Source: RefSeq, a predicted model, not a curated record
AUGUGGGCCGUGCAAGCCUUCAGCUGGCUCUCGCCGUCGGCCCCGGCGCGCUGCGACGGCGCGCCGCCGGCUCCCACCGCGGCGUCCGAGCUGGAGGGAAAGGUGACGCACCUGAUGGAGCUGCUCAAGGCGCAUCAGUCGCGGGACGCGGAGGCGUCGCGGCUGCAGCAAGCGCUGCAGUGCCAGGAGGAGGCGGACGCCGCCAAGCUCGUCGAGCUGAUGCGACGGCAGGAGGCGGCGAGCGCGGCGGCGGUCGAGGAGGCCAAGGCUGCGAUCGAGGCGCAGCUGGUCGAGCGAUUCCGCGAGGAGCAGGCGGCGGCGGCGGAGGCGCACUCAGCGCAGCUGCAGCAGCUGAGCGCGGAGCACUCGACGCAGCUGCAGCAGGCAGCGGCCCUCCUGGAGGCGCAGGCGCGCGAGAAGUUUGAGACGGCGGUCGCGCACGAGAGGGCGUAUCUCUCCGCCCUCAAGCAGCUCGAGCUCGACGUCGACGCAGGGCCGUCGGACGACGGCGCAGCUUCGUUUGACGUGCGCGAUCUCUCUCCCGCGGCCGAGUGGCGUCAGCUGAGCGACGGCGGCUACUCAGAGGUGUACAAGGCGCGGCUUCUCGGCGUGACCGUCGCCGUCAAGCAGGCCACCAGCCGCAAGAAGACCUCCGGCGAGGCGCUCAUGCGUGAAGUCCGCUACCUCCGCCUCGCUGGUGCGCACCCAAACAUCGUGACAGCGUUCGGCGCGUUCGCGGAGGGGGGGCGGCUGCACCUGGUCCUCGAGUACGCGCGGCACUGCCUGCGCAACGACCGCGUCGCCCGCCAGAUCGACCCGAUCCUCACCCUCGCCGGCGUGCUGCGCGCGUUGGACCCGAGCGACUGGGUCGGCCGCACCGUCGGCACCAAGAAGCGCCGACCCCUCCCACCAAAUGCCGGCUGGGCAAGGAGGCGCUGGCUUGACCCUCUGCGGCUGUGA